Molecule: messenger RNA, 1715 nt
Organism: Cuscuta epithymum
Lineage: Eukaryota; Viridiplantae; Streptophyta; Magnoliopsida; Solanales; Convolvulaceae
Source: the annotation of a GenBank genome assembly
UUGAAUACUCCUCAUCGUAUUUGUUUACUACCCUAUUUAAAAGCAACAAAAUUUCUCCUGACUGUUGAAAUUCAUGGGAAUCGAUGAAUAACGAAGUGCGCACCCCAACAAAAAUGAGUGUUAUGGCCUGAGAAUCCACCCAUUCUCCACCGGAGUGUAUGAAUCUUCGGCUUCAUUCCCAACUCUAUCUGUACCAGUCCGUCCAUGCCAAAGUAACAAACCAGAAAAUAGUGUAGAAAUGGCUAGAGAAACCCUAGCUUCAUCAUCUUCCUCCCAGACUGGUAGCGGGGACUCCUCUAUAAUUCCGCCACCUCCAGAAGAUGCUUGGAUAGAUACCUACCGAAAAUUGGGCCAUCGCUGGCAAUCUGUUACUCCACCUCAUCAGUCAGCUAUUCCAAUUGCCAUUUCUCGAGUAAAUCAAAUUGAUGCAGGCAGGCUGGACUUUGAAAUGUCAGCCAUGUUAAAGGAGCAGUUGGUGAAGGUUUUUUCUUUAAUGAAGCCAGGAAUGUUGUUUCAAUACGAGCCAGAACUUGAUGCGUUCCUCGAGUUUCUCAUUUGGCGUUUCUCUAUCUGGGCUGAUAAGCCUACUCCAGGAAAUGCUCUAAUGAAUUUGCGGUAUAGAGAUGAACGUGCUUUUGAGAUGCAAGGAAAAGUCCGAACAGGAUUAGAAGGACCCGGGCUUACUGUUGCACAGAAGAUCUGGUAUUGCAUUGCAACUGUUGGCGGUCAAUACUUCUGGGCCAGAUUACAAUCAUUUUCUGCUUUUCGUAGAUGGGGUGACUCUGAGCAGAGAUCUGUAGCACGCUGGAUAUGGUUGUUAAUACAACGUGUAGAAGGAAUUUAUAAGGCAGCAUCUUUCAGCAACCUCCUCCUAUUCCUUUGCACCGGAAGGUAUAGGAGUCUUAUUGAGAGAGCUUUAAGAGCAAGACUUGUUUAUGGAAGCCCCAAAAUGAAUCGUGCUGUAAGCUUUGAGUACAUGAACCAGCAGUUGGUUUGGCAUGAAUUGUCGGAAAUGCUGCUGUUGCUUCUUCCCCUUCUAAACUCAUCAUCCAUAAAAAAUAUCCUUCAUCCAUUCUCAAAGGGCAAAUCUUCAAAUUCUGCAACUGAUGAAGCCUUGUGCCCCAUAUGCCUCGCGACUCCCACACUUCCUUUUUUUGCCAUACCAUGUCAGCAUAGGUUUUGUUAUUACUGUCUUCAAACGCGGUGCUCUGCAGUUCAGUCAUACCGGUGCCCAAGGUGUGGUGAGCUGGUUGUAGCAAUGCAGCGACAUGGUGGUGGUGGUGGUGCACCUCCUCCUGCUACAUAAGUUUCAUGUAAAAGAUAACAACAAUGAUUUAUUUAGAUGAUGGGAAAAAUCCUUUCCAUUGUGCGAAAUCAUUUGUUUUUUUUUUCACCGAAGUGACUUCUCUAUACUGUCAUUUGGGCUGAAGGAACGUGAUUCUCUUUGGUGAUAGCAAGCAGGCAGGCUUUUCUUACUAACCUUGUGCAGUAGCAGCAGCUGUGAUUGGGGAUUUUAACGUGAUGGGAUAUUCUUUUCACUGUGCGCCUUUUACCGGCGGUUCCAAAUUUGGAAGUUUAUGGGAUAUUCUUAUUACCUGUUUCGUGUACGUCAGAAUUGAAUCUACAAAUGCUGUAGAUGAGAUAUUACAACUGUACCUAAAUCAAUCUCAAUAAAAUACCUCCCUUCCGCCCCAAUUUGAUCUCCCUAUAAAAUU